AUGUCUGAAGAACCUGAGAAGACAACGACGAAGGAUAUCCCACUUCGUCCAUGGAUUGUGGAUGAAGAACCGGUUGAUGAAAAGCCAAUAAAGAUAUAUCCCUUCUCGAUUGAUAAGCUUUGUGAGGAUAACGCUAGAUAUUGGUUCCAUGCUAUGGAGAAGCAAUUGAGAGGUCAGAAUGCAUGGCAAGCCAUUGGAUUCUAUGCCAAAGUUGGAAAGGAUGAAUAUGCCCGGAUAUUGUCGCAAAAACCCAGUUGGAGUAGGGUUGAUUUGAAGGCCGACAUGAUAAUAGAGAAUGGGCUAUCACCAUCAACUGUCUUGGAUGUUAAGUCCCAGCCGAAUGCCGGACGAAAAUGGGAUUAUCUUAAGAAGACAUUCAUGGAGACAUCCAACACGAGAAAGGCACUGAAAUUAAUGAGGAUGGCCAAUUGGACCUGGGACCAAUCAAAGAAUGAGAGGGAAGCAUAUCGAGAGAUCAAGCAGAUGGCUGAGGAGUUCACUGAGAUGAAUGGUGGAAAGACUAUCAAUAUUGAUGAUUUGACUGUCUUAUGGUAUCUCCGUGGAUUAGGAGAUAAGUACGCCACUUUGAGAGAUACAGUGAUGAGCUCAGAUGCUACCCUUAAUGAAGAAUACGUCCUUAGUCGUGUGGAAGACCUUAGGCAGCUGCGGGAUGACCAAGGAGAUAAGGCCUCGCGAGCAGACGGGAAGCAACGACAGAGAAGCAUUAAAUGUUAUGCCUGUGGAAAGAAAGGGCAUAUAUCAAAAGAAUGCAAGCAGGACAGUAGUGACACUGAUGGAGAUAAGCGUGAGAACUCCAAGGGCCAGAAGAAUGGCCGAAACCGCAAGAAGAAGCCGACGAAACAUAAGGGCAGAUCCGCUGAAGACCAUGAGAUGGGCGAUAGUCCUGAUGAGGAAGAAUAUAGCAGUCGAGCUGUAGAGGUAUCCCAUCAGAUGGAGGUAGAAUAUGGCAGCCGAGCCAUAGAGGUAACCCAUAUAGAUGAACGAGCAACGUUUGUCAAGGAAGACGCCUACCGUAUGAAGACGGAUUCGAGAUGGUGCUUUGAUAGCGGAGCCACGAGUAUGUCUACUGGUGACAAAGGCAUGUUUGAAUAUUUGGAUAUGACAUGCAAAGGAAACCUCACGAUAGCGAGCGGAACUCGCAUGCCCAUUGAGGGGCGAGGAAUCGUGAAGUUCAGUUUGCCAAAUGGCAAGAAAGCAAGAUUAGGAGGAGUAAUAUAUGUGCCAGGACUAGCAGAGAAUUUAUUGUCCCUGGAGGUGCUCCAUCUUGCUGGAUUCGAAUCGAGAGGCUCUAUCAAGGGAUAUGAGCUAAGAAAAGAUGGAAAGGUUAUUGCUAAAGGGAAAAGGAUCGGACGAAGCACCUAUUUGGAAGCAGUUAAGCAUGUUAAUGCUCUACUGGUUGGUCCAGGAGUAGCAAAGAGGAAGCAACAUGCUCGUCUAGCUUUAUCAGCGGAUGAAGAGACUGCCAUAAAGCAGAGACUUAUCCACCGCCGCCUAGGCCAUCCUGGGAGAAAACGGUUCAACAACUGCGUUAAUUGGAUGGAUAUGGAAGAGCUGCGGAUCAACAAGCGUGACAAGCUAUUAGAUGACAACUGUGAGGUGUGCAUUAAGGCUAAGCAAGUGAAGAAACAAGGCCAUGUCCCAGUACCUAAAGCAAGAAGGCCUCUACAGCGUGUGUAUAUGGAUUUUUGGGGUCCUAACCGGGAAGGUGCUGGACCAGAGAGAUAUUUCCUAUCUUUGAUUGAUGAUUGCACCCGGUAUUCUUGGCUUUUCAUCAAGACUGAUCGGAGAACGGAGAGUGUUAUAUACACUUUGGACGUGUGGUCACGCCAGGUAGAGCGCCAGGCUGGCCAGAUGUUGUUGAUCAUUAGGACCGACAACGCCGCGGAAUUCAUAGCGUUGAAACCAUGGGCGAAGAGCAAAGGUAUUGAACUGGAGUUCAUUGAGUCCUAUACUCCUCCCCAGAAUGGUGUAGCAGAGCGUUUCAAUAGGGUCAUAUUGGACAUUGCGAGAGCUCUGUUGUUUGACGCAAAGAUCAGCAAGAUAUAUUGGAAAUAUGCAGUGAUAACCGCCAAUUAUCUAAGGAACAGGAUCACGCAAUUGAGAGACUCUGCGGAAGAUGAAGAUGGCGAGGAUAGAACGCCAUAUGAGCUAUGGCAUGGCCACAAACCGGAUUUGACUCAUCUGAGAGCAUGGGGCUGUCGUGUGUUGUUUCAUACCCAGGCAGACAGCAAGCUAGAUAGUCGUGUGGCCGAGGGCACGUUUAUGAUGUAUGGGAAGAGUGACAAGCAGUAUUUUGUUCUGCCUAGAGGGGGCCAAGAGUUGAGAUUGGUGACAAACCCCGAGUUUCGUGAGCAAGAAAGUGGAUAUUGCCUGAAGCCAUUCCAGCAACUGCAGCAACCAGAUAGGCCACUACCACCAGCUCAGCAGGAAGCGCCAGCUCAAGAACAUCAGCCUAAUCCUAUGCCUAUAGAGAUACCCGCAGAGAGAGAGGCACGAGAGAAAGAACCUACUGAGAGACCAUCUUAUCACCAGACGAUGGUAUCGGAUUCGAAUGAGGAAGGCCCGGCGCCUGAAAGGCCGGAUACUGGCUCGAUGACAGAUAAGCCAGAGGGUGAAGUGAAUGUUCCACCCACAGAGACUACAUCACCAGAUGUACGCCGCUCAGCACGAAUUCGCCAGCCAUCUAAGAUGAUGAUGGAGAGCUAUCAGCAACAGCAAGAGAGCAGGGAGCAACGGGGUGCGAAGCGCAGAACUGAAGGGGAGGAUGGUUUGGAUAAUCGUCCAGCUCAGCGCUUGAGAGCCCGUUUAGCUCAGAAAGAGAAUGCCCGGAUGGCAUUGGCUACUGAACUGCUGAUUGGAGACUGCGAAUUCGAAGUCACUGAGAAAGCGCGGCCAGCGCUAGAGAAGAAUGGCAUCCGGAUACCACGCACGUACAAGGAAGCCGUCAAUGAUCCGAUAUAUGGCUCAAAGUGGAAGGAGGCGAUUCAUAAGGAAUUGAUAGCCCUGAUGAGCUUUGGGACCUGGAGAGUCAUACCCCGGAAAGAAGCGGAAGGCACCAUAUCAUCCACUAGGUGGGUAUUUGAUGUCAAGAUAGGCCUAGAUGGCCGGAUCGACCGUUUCAAAGCUAGGCUGGUGGCCAGGGGCAACGAGCAAUCGGACAAUGAUUUUGACGAGACCUUCGCCCCGGUAUUCCGACUAGAUAGCCUACGGAUAUUGGUGGCCAUGGCUGCUAGAUAUGGACUGGUAGCACAUGUGCUAGAUGCUUCUAAUGCUUUUGUUGGAUCUGAUCUUGAUAAGCCUAACUGCAUGGAGAUCCCAGAGGGGUUGCAGGAUUUCGACCCUGAAGCCGGCCAGGGAGGCAUGGUUUUAGAGUUGAUGAAGUCAUUAUAUGGCUUGAGGCAGUCCGCUAAUCUAUGGCACCGGAAGAUCAGCCAGUUCCUGAAGAAAAUAGGGUUCAAACCAAUUACAGCUGACCCUAGUGUCUUUAUCAAUGGACGGGGGUUGAUUAUCGGGCUAUAUGUGGAUGAUAUCAUCAUAUUCGGCAAGCAUGAGCAUGGGAUAGAAGCAGUGAAGCAGAAGCUCAAGGAGUUCCAUCCGAUGACUGACUCCGGACGAGUUCAGAAACUAUUGGGAAUUCGCUUCACAUGGGGAAGAGAUAGAUUAAUUGGGCGAUUGAUGUUUUUGGUGACUGCUACCCGACCCGAUAUAGCAUUCGCCAUCAAUCAACUAUCUCAAUACCUCGCGGAGCCAGGCCAGGUCCAUCUUGGGGCAGCUAAACAUGUGCUCCGCUAUGUGAAAGGCACUAUUGACUAUGGACUAGUUUAUGGAGCCAAGGGGAGAUGCCAACAAGGGUUGAUUGCAUACUCAGAUUCCGCAUACGCGAAUUCUAAAGAAAAUAGGUCUACUACUGGUUUCAUUUUUAUGAUUGAUGCAGCACCUAUUGUCUGGAGCAGCCGGAAGCAAUCAUUAACUGCUCAGAGUUCAACGGAAGCCGAGUACAUUGCUGCGUCCGAGGCAGCCAAGCAAGCAAUAUGGAUUAGGCACUUCCUCUAUGCUAUAGGGAAGGAAGCUAUCUAUCAUGGAGCCCCGACAACUAUAUAUGAAGACAACCAGGGAGCCAUCAAGAUUGCCGAAAAUCCAAUCAACCACCCUAAGACAAAACAUAUAGCAGUACGGUAUCAUGCUAUUCGUGAGCAUAUCAAUAAUGGGGAGAUCCGCCUAGAGUAUCUCUCUACAGACAAGAUGACAGCCGAUGGCUUGACGAAAGCUACCAACCACAUUAGCCAGGGACGAUUAGUCGAUGGACUAGGUCUCGCUUGA
Molecule: messenger RNA, 4341 nt
Organism: Aspergillus ruber CBS 135680
Lineage: Eukaryota; Fungi; Ascomycota; Eurotiomycetes; Eurotiales; Aspergillaceae
Exons: 3
Coding region: 1-4341 (1446 amino acids)
Biological process (GO): DNA integration
Molecular function (GO): nucleic acid binding; zinc ion binding
Source: RefSeq, a predicted model, not a curated record